Molecule: messenger RNA, 1935 nt
Organism: Epithele typhae
Lineage: Eukaryota; Fungi; Basidiomycota; Agaricomycetes; Polyporales; Epitheliaceae
Exons: 2
Coding region: 1-1935 (644 amino acids)
Source: RefSeq, a predicted model, not a curated record
AUGUCGUCGGACGAGGCUGUGGGAGAUGCCCCGAGCACGCCAACCACUUCGACCGUCGAUGAGUCCUCUCUGGAUUCCAUUUCUGUCGGUGUUUCCUCCCUUGGGUUUGACAGUGGUGGCUCCGGCUCUUCCGAGUCUAGCGGCCGCGUAUCCGAGUCCCAAUCUCCUACCACCAAUUUCCUUACCAAGGACCGAGUCUGCUUGACUCCUGGCUCUACCGCGGAAGAGUCUCUGUACUACAGCGGUCUGCGGUCUCACCCUAGGUUGGUGUAUCGUUCUGGAGAAACCCCACGGUUGAUUCCCUCUGCUUUUCAACGGAACGAUUCGCACCCAUGGAUGGAAGUUGUGCCGGUAUUCGACUAUAAGCUCAAUCACAUCUUGGAGGAGCUCUCGGGAGAAAUAUGCAGGACCAUCGACAAAGCAUCCAUCUGCUGGUCUUCUAUUGACGUUGUCCGUUUCAAAGCCCGGGACCAGCCGAAGCCCGGUCCCGUGGUAUUGUGGAUUGGGAUACAUCCCGGUGACUUCGAAACACCCAAGCCCCCUCCGACCCAGGAAGCGGCUCGUGCCUUAGGUGGCUCCCUCAUCGAAAUUCUCCAGAAUAAAGGCAUCAAAGACGUGGAGAUUGAAAUGCGGCUCGCAAAAUGCGAAAUUUGUGUGGGCACUGGCGUCGGACCUUUCCUAACCCAUUCCGACAUUGCCGAGUCCGAGUCCUCUGCGUCCCAUUUCCUUCAUCUCCUUACUCCUACACUGGGUCUUCCUAUUGCUGCUGAGAAGACACCUACGGCAGAGGGCACUGGAGGGCUUUAUCUAAAGGAAGGGCCAGGCAAAGACGGGAGGACCUUCUUGCUCACGGCUCGCCACGUUUGCUUCAACCCGAAAGCACCGCCUUCAGAACAGAUCAUUGCGAAUCACGAAACCUACAACCUGAAUCCCAAAGUCCAACAUAAUCCUUCCAAGCACAGAAUCGUUCUCCUCGGAGAGUCCUCAUAUCGUGCUACUGUCGACACUAUCAAGAAUAAGAUCAAGGACGACGACAAGAAGAUCAAGAAGGCAGCAUCGACUAUCGGACAAAUAGAGGUAAAAUUGAAGGAGGGGACAGUUCUUGAAGACACGGCGAAAAAAAACAAAGCGAAACAGAGGGAGGAUAUGAAGACUGCACAAUAUUCUUGGGAUGCUCAUACAAAGGUCUUCGAAGAAUUCCUCAAGCGGGAAAAUAUGAACGAGCGAAUCCUCGGUCACGUAAUUUACUCUCCUCCAUGGGCUUUUGAUGUCGAUCCUCCGAACCCCGGGUCUAUUGGGCAUUCUGAAGACUGGGCUAUCAUCGAAGUUGACAUGAAAAAGAUGCCAGAAGGAGUUUCAAUCGAGGAUUUGAACUUCAUUGACCUUCGUACGAUUUUUUUCUCUUUUAAGAGAUGGCACUCGGAACUCAUUAUGCUCUCUGGGUACCAAAACGCCAGCUCGUUCCGCUUCCCCAAAGGCGGCUUGUUUCGUAUUCGAGGGAUAGUGAACAAGGCAACGCUGAUGGAUCCCCAAACGUUCGUCGACCUCGAAGCGUUGGCCAAUCCCGAUUCGCUCGAGAGAAAUGAGUGGAUGCGUUUCCCCGUCCUCAAGAGUGGCAGAUCCAGUGGCGUAACUAUCGGUCGUGGCAACGGCAUCAAUUCGAUUGUUCGUGAAUACGACACUCUCGGGAGACCUGUGAAGACCUCUUUGGAGUGGUGUGUCCUUUCCGUGAUCGACAAGCAACCGUUCUCUGAACAGGGCGAUUCGGGCUCUAUCAUUGUUGACCACCGCGGCCAAGUUGCUGGUAUGCUCGUGGGAGGCUCUGACGACCGCACUCAUAACCGGAUGGCUGAAAUUGAUAUCACGUAUGCGACACCGUUCUACUGGCUCAUGGCAAGGAUUCAAAACAAGUUCCCCGACGUUUAUAUUCCUUGA